AUGUGGGUGAAACCUUCAGAAAUAUUAGUCACAGCAUUCUGGUCUACAGACCGAGCAAAUCCCUAUUUUGCCUUACAACGUCGUCGUGGACAAGAUGAAGAACGCAGUGGAUUUACAUCAUUAUUCGUAGCUACAAUUGAUUCUGUAUUUGAAACAAAAACUAAUCGAUAUCGAAUAUUACAUCAACGUCCGGACUCAGAAGUUUAUCAUCUUGUUGCAGAAGCGGAUACGAAACACGAAAUUGAACAACAUUGGAAAUGGAUAGAAGAAAAUUUGAUGCCAACUUUAGGUACGAUAGAUAAAGGUGUAGAUGUUACAGAUUAUGUUACAUGUAAAAUAAAAAGUCUUUGUGCCCAAUCAGACGACAAUGAACUUGACGAUUUUGAAUCUGAAAAGUUUAAGAAUGCUGCUAAAAAAUUUCAUAAAUUAUUUACAGUGCCAUCAGAUGAGAAACUUGUUACAUAUUACUCAUGUUCAUAUUGGAAAGGUCAUGUACCACGUCAAGGUUGGAUGUAUUUAAGUGUUAACUAUUUAUGUUUUUACUCAUAUUUAUUGGGUAAAGAUCUUACUAUUGUUUUAAAAUUUACUGAUAUAACUUCAUUAGAACGUGUUCAAGCCUACCUGUCUGAAGCUAUUCGCAUUUCAACAAGAGUAAAUGUUCAUGAAUUUACUAUGUUUAGACGGAUUGAUGAGACAUUUCAAAUGUUAGAACAGUUGGCAAAUUUUGCUGCUAAAAAAUUAUUAUCUGAUAAAGGUGCUUUUAAAGAAGAGGAUUUCUUUCCAGCAGUAACAAAGAAAACUGCUCCAAAAGUCAUUUCUCAACUAAAACGUGAUCUCGAUGCAAAAUCAAGAAGUGAAACGUAUAGAUGUCGUUUUCGUCUUCCACGAAACGAACGUUUGGAUGGUGAAACAUCAUGUUCAUUGUGGACGCCCUAUAAUAGACAAAAUGUAUCUGGAAAGAUUUAUAUUUCAUCCGACUUUAUCUGUUUUGCUAGCCGAGUUCAUCAUCAAGUUAAUGUAAUUAUUCCGUUGAGAAAUGUAAUGGUUGUUGAAAAACCUACACAAAUUACCUCGGAUAUAGACAAUUCAACUGCUUUGAUAAUAUUAACGAAAGAACGAGGCAAUUUUUUAUUUUCUAACUUUGCUGAACGUGAAAUUGUCAUUAAUAAAUUAUCGGAUAUGUUAUCGCAACUACAAGGAACACUUUCACCCACUCCUUCGAUUACACAGUCACCGUUUGAAUUAUCUAAUCCAUUAUAUACCCAGUUCUGCGAAACAUAUUCGGAUCGACGUAGAUCAUUAGAGAAAACUAAAGAAGCCGCUUGGGACAACCAUUUUUUACUAUAUGGAAAAGGACCCACCAUGUACAGAACGAAUGAAAUAUACGAAUUACUUUUUAAUGGUUUACCAGACUCGAUGAGAUCCGAAAUAUGGCUGAAUUUCAGUGGUGCUAUUCACGAGAAAACAUUAAAUCCAAAUGUCUAUAUUGAAUCAGUACAAAAAUCACGUGAAAAUAAUAAUGAUCAAAUUUUUGAAGAAAUUGAACGAGAUGUUUACAGAGCUCUUCCUGAUCAUAAAGCAUUUCAAAAUGAAAAUGGUAUAAAUGCAUUGAGACAUCUGUUAAGAUCAUAUGCUUGUUAUAAUCCCGAUGUUGGUUAUUGUCAAGCAAUGAAUAUAAUUGGCGGUGUAUUAUUAUUAUAUAUGAAUGAAGAAGAUGCAUUUUGGACACUUGCAUCAAUAUGUGAACGUUUAUUACCCGAUUAUUAUAAUACAAAAGUUGUUGGUGCUCUUAUAGAUCAAGGUGUAUUUACUGAUUAUUGUAAAGAAUAUCUUCCAGAUUUAUAUGAAAAAUUGAAAACAUUGGGUAUAGCCAGUUGCAUUAGUUUAUCAUGGUUUCUAACAUUAUUUGUUUGUGUUUUACCAUUUGAUUCAGCAAUUUAUGUUAUGGAUAUCUUUUUUUUUGAUGGUAUUAAGGUUUUAUUUCAAAUAGCUUUAGUUAUUUUAUAUGAAAAUCGUGAUAAAUUAUUAAAAUGUAAUGAUGAUGGAGACGCUAUUUUGGUAUUAACAAGUUAUUUAGAAACAAUAACAAAUCCAAUACGUAAACUCGAUGAGAAAGAAGAAUCAACAGAUGAAAAUCCGUCAAUUGUUGAUUUAAUAAAACAAUCUUAUAUGAAUUAUAAUGGAAUUAAUGAAGAUGAUGUGAAUAAAUUACGUUUAAAACAUCGUUUAAAAGUUGUACAAGGUAUGGGAGAAAGUUUAUCACAAAGUGCCGCAAAAAAUACAAUUAAAUAUUGUCAAUUCAAAGAAUCAGAAAUUAAAGAUUUAUUCUAUGUAUUCAAAGAUACUUCUCGAAUAUCGUUGACAGAAGCUGUUGAUCCACGAAAACUUGCCUAUGAAACUUAUCGUGUUGGUAAGACAGAAUUUGCAGUUUUAUACAAAUAUAUAUCACCAUGGUACGUUGGCGAAGCACCCGAACAUCUUUGUGAACUAUUAUUUCAUACUAUUUGUUUAUAUUCUAAUUCAUCAAUGUAUACAUCAUCACCAAAUACAUUAUCACAUGAAAUUGAUUUUCCAAAAUUUAUUCGACUAUGCAAUAUAUUGUAUCAUGGAGAUUUUAAAUUAAAAUUAAAACUAUUAUUUAUAGCACAUUUUGAUGAUGAUGAUCGACGCAUUCAAGCUCUACCAACAUUAUUUCCAAUCUCACAAACAGAAGUUAGAAAAUCAUUUUCAUCCACAUCAUUAACAUCGUCUACAUCUUCAUCAACGAAUCGUCCUAUUGAUAUACCAGAUUUUAUUGAUGAAUCGGAUCAAGUUAAUAAUAAUAUUCAAAUAAUAAAAACAUCAGUUGAUGAUACAUCUCAACAAGAUUUGAUAAAUGAAGAGCCAAUUCAUUUAAAACAGAGUGAAAUAUGUAAACCAUUUCGUCGUAUUUCAACGUCAACUCUCUCUAGUGAUACAUCAUCAUUGACGCUUUCUACUGAUCAACACUUAACGACCGAUAUUGAUAAUGCAAAUAAUAAAAUUGAAUAUGAAUGGGCAAUUAGUUUUGAACAGUUUGAAGCUGCUAUGAAUGCUGAAACAAGUAUUAUCAAUUGGUUUGAAAUAAAAUAUUUAAUAGACGAUAAAAUUGCCAAUUAUAAUCAAGAUUUUUUGAGAUAA
Didymodactylos carnosus is the source of this 3159-nucleotide messenger RNA. The record is from the annotation of a GenBank genome assembly. Lineage: Eukaryota; Metazoa; Rotifera; Eurotatoria; Philodinida; Philodinidae.